Metarhizium album ARSEF 1941 is the source of this 861-nucleotide messenger RNA. RefSeq names its product BTB/POZ fold protein. NCBI's taxonomy places the organism in Eukaryota, Fungi, Ascomycota, Sordariomycetes, Hypocreales, Clavicipitaceae. The transcript is spliced from 3 exons. Gene Ontology annotation, molecular function: protein binding. The coding region runs from base 1 to 861 and encodes 286 amino acids. The record is from RefSeq and is a predicted model, not a curated record.
AUGCCGCCAUCCGCGGCAGAAGACGACAUGGAACAAGUCUCCGAGGAUGUGGUGUCGACCCAACAAGGCCCCGAUGUCGAAAUGGCGGAGGAACAUGACAUUACUCGCGGGCCAGAAGUCGAAGAAACGACCUCCAAGGACGAGCAGCCUCCCAGGAUGUCCUUCGUGUCAUACCUGUCGUCGCCGGUAGUCACUCUGGUUGUUGGCCAAGACGAUAGCCAGAGCCUCCUUACCGCGCAUCAGGCACUGCUCUGCAAAAGCCCGUACUUUCAGGAACUGUGCCAAAGGUUUGUUGACGACGGCAGCCCGCGGCAGAUUGACCUUUUGGAAGACGUCUCCGCCGUCGGCUCGUUCCUCGAAUUCCUCUACACCGGCGAAUACUUUCCCAGGAAGAUCCACGGACAGCGCGUCCUCGAAGUCGAUCCUGACAUGCCAAAGGUAGACGAUACAGGCGUUCAUCUACUCAAGCACGCGCGCAUCUAUACUCUCGCCGAGAAAUACGGCGUGCCCGACCUAAAGAAGCUCUCGUCGAGCAAGAUCCACUGCAUCGAUUCUACGGCCAAGGGCGAGAUUGAGUACGCGAGAUAUGUUUAUGCGCACACUACCAACGACGAUACAAAGGUCCGCGCGCCAAUUGCGAGCUUCUGGGCUACGAGGUCGCAUACCUUGCGUGCCGAGGCCGAGGGCGAGUUCAAGAGCUUGUGCUUGGAGUAUCCUCAGUUUGGUUAUGACGUCUUGACCCGCGUUUUGAAUGAAAAACUUAAGCGUGAACGAAUGGACAAGAUGCACCCUUCUGCCGGAAGCGGUCGCAAGCGUGCAAGGCACAGUAGCAGCGCCGCUGGGUCGGUUGCUCAAGGCUAA